Musa acuminata AAA Group (dessert banana) is the source of this 3277-nucleotide messenger RNA. RefSeq names its product transcription factor bHLH78-like. The record is from RefSeq and is a predicted model, not a curated record. Gene Ontology annotation, cellular component: nucleus. Lineage: Eukaryota; Viridiplantae; Streptophyta; Magnoliopsida; Zingiberales; Musaceae. Gene Ontology annotation, molecular function: DNA-binding transcription factor activity; protein dimerization activity. Gene Ontology annotation, biological process: regulation of DNA-templated transcription. The coding region runs from base 419 to 2020 and encodes 533 amino acids. The transcript has 8 exons.
UUUUUAUUUAAAAAGAUAUUAUUUUUAAUUACUUGUCAAAAGGAAAUACAAAUUCAAAUGGUUUUGAUGUUUUCUAAAGGAAACCUCUGAAGAGGUACAGUAAGGAAGGAUCCUUUCUUCUCCGUUUAUCUUGGAAUCUUUCUUCUCUCCGUGCUUUUAAUCUUCUGAUCUGAAACCAGAAGAUGUGAGCUGAAGCCUGAGAUCUUGUCACCGCCACUCACCGAUCCAGAUCUCUUCUUUACCUUUGGUUUUGCGCCUCUCUCUCUCUCUCUCUCUCUCUCUCUCUCUCUCUCUGCACAUUUUCGACUACCACCACAACCUCAUUCUCUUCAAGAACUUUUUGACCUGCCUAAUUCUAUCGUCAAAAUCCUUCCUUUGCCGUUUGACGAAAUUUUCGGCUCAAUUGUACGUGUUAGGAAUGGAAAAGGAGGGAUUUUGGGGCCUACAAUGGCAAUCCACCGGUGCCAAACUACCGCCGGAGUUGAAUUCUGGGCCCGCCGCCAGCGACCAGUUGCCGCAGUGCUUCCUCCACCUCAAUUGGAAGCAGCCGAUGGCCCACGACGCCGACUUCGAGUCGGCUCUCAGCUCGCUCGUCUCCUCGCCGUGCUCCAACCCGCCGGCCUCCGCCGACGGCAGCGGUAUCGGAGAGCUCAUAGGUCGGUUGGGAGGCAUCUGCAACUCCAACGACAUCUCGCCGAGUUAUCGAUACCGUAGUGCUGACGCUUCUUGUUACGGCACUCCGCUGAAUUCCCCACCAAAACUCAAUCUUUCCGUGAUGGAUCACCGGCAGCAGGGAAGAGGAGGGCCACCGAUGCCGGUGAAUCGAGUGCCCGGACCUCAUCUCGGGCCACUUUCGGCCGAACCGGGGUUCGAGGACGGCGCCGCAAGGCUUUCUUGCUUUGCAGGAAGGAGUUCCGGGAGUUUCGCAGGCCAAUUCGGGUUCCUGGAGCCCGGAAAUCUUUCGGAGGCCUCGCGCAGCGAAUCUCCGAAGGCAGGUUUUGGGUCUUGCGUGGGAGUUGGACAGAACAGGAGCGAACGCCCUGCCCAUCUGGAGACGGAGAUGAGGUCGACAAUUGGUGUAUCUUCGACAGCGGAGAAGUCGGAGCUCGGAAAUGGCCCGGAGGAGUCGUCGUUGUCCCAUCGGAUGACGGCGGAGGCAUCAUCCCUGAGAGGUAUCGCUGACAACAAUUCAGGGAAAUGGAAGACAGCGGCAAAGCGGAAAGGAAGGGAGGCACCUUUAUCUUCUUCUGCCACUAAUCCCCCUGCUAAUAUGACAGAGGAGGAGAACUCCGAUGCAAAGAGAUGCAAAUCGGCUGACAGAAAUGGAGGUGCAAAGAAUGCGGCGGUGAAGCCGAAGACGGAGCAGAAUGGAGAUCCUGGCCACCGCGAGGGCAAGGAUAAUGAUCACAAGCCCCCUGAGCCACCGAAGGAUUACAUCCAUGUGAGGGCGAGAAGAGGACAAGCCACUGAUGCUCACAGCCUCGCCGAGAGGGUUAGAAGAGAGAAGAUCAGUAAGAGGAUGAAGUUUCUGCAAGAUCUUGUGCCAGGUUGCAACAAGGUGACCGGCAAGGCUGUGAUGCUUGAUGAGAUCAUAAACUAUGUGCAGUCACUGCAGCGGCAAGUCGAGUUCCUAUCCAUGAAGUUAACCACCCUGAAUCCCCAGAUGGAUGUUAGCAUGGAAAAUUUCCUGCCAAAAGAUAUGUAUCAAUCUCGUGGACUGAUGCCACAGCCAGUUUAUCCGGCAGAGAUAGGCACAGUGUUGUCGUAUGCUCACCAGCCUCAGACUAUCGCUCUCCAGAGCGUCAUGACAUCCGGUCUCGAAGCGCAAUUCUCCUUGAAUCCAUUACAAUCCUCCUUACGACAGUCUCAGAGUAUGCAACAUGCCACCACGGACGCAUACACAGAUGCUCCCUCUCAGCUUGGGGGUCUUUGGGAGGAUGACCUGCAGAGUGUUGCUCAGACUGGCUUUGGGCAGAACCAUGGCCAAACGCACACUGGUCACAUGAAAAUUGAACUCUAAUCAUGUGAUUUCAGAGUAAAGCCUUCGUAUAUAAAUGAGACGUGCUUUGAAAUAGCAUUGUGAAGUUUUUGCUAAUGACCAUUAGGUCUGCGCUCGUAAUUGAUGUGGAGAUUUCUUUUCAAAAGCACAGGUAAGAUUGUAACAAAUGAAAACAAGACGGUGCAGGAUUUCAGUAUGAAGAUGUGGUUCUGUACUCCCAUAAGUGCCAUGUUCAUAAGUUCAUGAAGGUGUUUUCAUGGUUAUGUGCUGCAACUCUCCUGCUGCUUCCAGCGAUUCGACGCUAUCGCAUAUUUGGACUUUGGACUGCAGUGAGAAUCCGUAAGCCCUUUACAUCUUAGUACUUCCUGCUUGAAUAGGAGAUAUUCCCACAGAAUCUGUAAAGUAUUUCCUUCCUUGUAUGGACCACCUAACAGUAGAAGUACUACACUCACAUACUGAUCGAGUUGUAUGCUCUCAAGAUAGACUGACCUAUCAUGAGAAGAAUAGCAUCAAAAUGACCAGGUUGGCAAAAGCUUUUGAAUUUGACAAGUAUCUCUCAAGUUGAAAAAUUCCUUGUUCAGAAUUCUUUUUCCAUAUAGCUUUACAGUUCAUUGAAGGAAGAAAAAGGUGGAAUUAGAUUCCUUUCAGCAAGUUAAAUCAUUGUCUCUCAUCCUCACAGGACUGUCAUGUUAGAUCGGUUACCUUCAUACAUUAUCUUGCCAGUGAUUUCCCUGUGAACUAAAGCCAUAACUGAUGCUUUGUUUCUUCUUAUCAGAACCAACCUAGACAAGGAUGAGGGCCAUGAUUGUUAGUGGAUUACUGCAUCUUGCUGCAAUUUUUUCGGACAAGCAUCAUGGAGUGUUUUCCCUGUUGAUGUGAUGCCAAUCGAACUAAAAAUCAUCAGAUGUGAUGUUCCGUUUUCGAUCAGGUCCGGAACGUAACACCUUGAGAACAGUUUUGUGUUGGUAAUUAUUUCCUUCAUUAAACAUGAUUGCAGUACUCAGCCAUGAACUCCAUCAGUCAUGUACUAUUUGACUGUAUCCUCUCUUCCCUUUCAACUCCACAAGCUGUGGGGUAUUAUCAAAUACUCCAAUCAUCCUAAGCCAUGAAAGACUCAUGAAGCUCAGAAUUACCAGCAAAUGUCUCUUUCCCUUCGUGAUGUAUCUUUUCUAUUCUUACUUAAGAUCUUGGCUCUUUUAUCUAGUUGCAUAGAUGUAUAGAAGAAUCAUAAUGGUUUCAUGUAGCUGCUGCAUGUUGAUUGGUUUCCCUUAUGCUGGA